Messenger RNA from Gadus macrocephalus (Pacific cod), 2682 nucleotides. It is a transcript of the gene tpcn3, whose product is annotated as two pore segment channel 3. Gene Ontology annotation, molecular function: monoatomic ion channel activity. The transcript has 19 exons. Gene Ontology annotation, cellular component: membrane. The record is from RefSeq and is a predicted model, not a curated record. NCBI's taxonomy places the organism in Eukaryota, Metazoa, Chordata, Actinopteri, Gadiformes, Gadidae. The coding region runs from base 245 to 2536 and encodes 763 amino acids. Gene Ontology annotation, biological process: transmembrane transport; monoatomic ion transport.
CGCCAGUCUACAUCACAUGACACUGGUCAAAAGUCUGCCCAUAAAGUGAUGACUUCGUUCAGAUGCACCACUGACAGUAAAGGAGUCUUUAUCUGCAGAAAUAUUUGACUUCCCCGGAGAGUAGAAAUGAGAGCUAAAGGGGAAACAACAGAACAGCAUUCCUAUUGUACAAGAUAGAGAGAAACUCUGCACAACCGUUGCAGGACUAAAAGUUUGGAGAUACUUGACAUCAGCAAAUCACGCAAUGUCUGAGACUCCUCAGCUUGAGCACAUCCCUGAAGACACAGGAAAGGGAUUGUCUAACGGAAUGGACACGAAACAGAAGGAGGAGCUGGAGCUGGCUGCGGUCUACGUAUCAGACGCCCAACACAACAGGAAUAUCUUCUUUGAGACCCAGCCACAAGCUGUCAGGUUGUAUCUCCUGUACAACCACUGGUUACUUGUGGUCCUGCUUUAUUUCUUCAUCAUGGUCAACCUUCUCCUGGCCGUAGUGGAGCAGCCUGCCCUCCUCCCUGUUCCUACCUGGGCCUCCAUGCUGGUAGAGUUGGUCUGCCUGUCUGUGUUCUCCGGUCGCCUGGUCCACUACGCCAAAGUCAUCCCACGGGACAAGUUCUGGAAGGACCCCAAAAACCUCUGCAUCCUGGUCAUACUUCUGCUGACCCUGGUGGACAUGAUCAUCUAUGGAGCGCUGAAGGCCACAGACAACUACUCUGUCCGCUGGUCUCGAGUGUUUCGACCACUGCUUCUAGUUAACUUCACAGAGGGAAGACAGCUGCGCAGAGCGUUUCGAAGUAUCCGGAAUGCUCUUCCUCAGAUCCUCUCCGUCUUCCUCCUCUUCAUCUUCAGCAUCCUCAUCUUCUCGCUCAUGGCUCUCAAACUAUUUGGAAAACGAGGACUGAAGACAAACAGCGGAAAGCCUUAUUUUACCAACUUCCUGGAGAUUGUCUUUGACCUCUACGUUCUGGUCACUACAGCCAACAGCCCGGACAUCAUGAUGCCCGCCUACAAUGCCAGCUCCUUCUUUGCCGUGUUCUUCGUCAUCUUCAUCCUCAUCAACACUUACAUCUUCAUGUCCGUUUUCCUCGCUGUCGUCUACAACAACUAUAAAAAAUACCUCAAGGAAGAGGUGCGACAGCUGGUGAGGACCAAGAGACAUAAAAUGGUGCGAGCCUUCGCCAUCCUGCAGGAGCGUCGCGAGGGAUUGGAGGAGCCGGUGGUAAGCCACGCCUCCUGGAACCAGCUGGUCCGUCUGGUCCAAGCAGACCUCUCCCACGCACACAGAGAGCUGCUGUGGAGCGUUGCAGACCAACACAACCAGGGAUACAUAGGUAAACUGGCGUUUGUCCAGCUGGCUGACCUGCUGAACAUCCAGGUGAUUGCGGUAAAGUCCCGCCCACACCCCCUGCAGCGCUGGAGCCCCUCCCUCUACCUGUCCACCCCCAGUCGCUGGCUCUGCCGUGCUGUCCAACACAGGGUGUUUGUGAUGGUCUAUGACGUCAUCAUCCUGGUGAACGCGGUGUUCAUUGGCCUGGAUGAGGAAGACCCUUUGAUCAGGAACAGUGAGUGGUUCUUCCUCGCCCUCUACCUGCUGGAGAUUCUCCUGAAGCUGUACGCCAUGGAACCCAGAGCCUUCUACUCCAGACACAACUUCUGGAACUGGUUUGAUACCAUCAUCAUCGUCUCUGCCCUGGUCGCUACCAUCAUAAACACAGCCAUGACAUCAGUUGGGGGCUACAGCAGUCGGCAGAUCUUGGACAUCGUCUUCACACUCCGGGUUCUCAGACUUAUCCGAGUCGUGGACAGCAUCAAGAGGUUCAGGGUCAUUAUAAACACUCUGAUUAAGAUCGGACCGACCAUGCUAACCUUCGCCCAGCUCAUCAUCGUGGUGUACUAUAUCUUUGCUAUGGUGGGGAUGGAGCUGUUUCAAGGAAGGAUUCAGUUCUUUGACUCUGACUCUCCGGGGAAGCUCUCCUGUGGGAACCCAGCCCUGCAGGAUAGCAGCUUCGCUCAGCUGAACUACUGCAAGAACAACUUCAACAACGUGGUGUCGUCCUUCAUUCUCCUUGUGGAGCUGACCGUGGUCAACCAGUGGCAUGUUCUGAGUAGCGGCUUUACUGCUGUCACUCACCCGUCAGCCAGACUCUUCUUCAUCCUCUUCCACAUCAUCGUGGUCAUCAUCAUCAUCAAUAUCUUCGUAGCGUUCGUCCUGGAGGCCUUCUUCGUGGAGUACACACUGGAGAAGAGCCUUCUGCACACCUCCCUGGAGAAGAGAAUACAGGAGCUGGGAGUGGCCCAGGAUGACUUAGGGCCUUCUAACCUGGUUGAUGCCAUGGAAACCACAGAUAACAACCUCAGAACUGGAGAACCCCAAACCAGACUGAUGUUCAAAAUCUCAUCCACAAGGUACCGGACCGUGGACAGUCUGCUUCAGCGGAUGUUUGAGGCGGAUCUUGACCCGGAGGACUUCGGUGGGGAAGACGACCCGGAAGAAUCUUCAAACUUUAACUUUUCAAAUCCAGUUUUUAGCUCGAUAUAAUAAUUGAUAUAAACCUGAUUAAAGCAUUUUCUAUAUGGUCAUAUCCGCGUGUAUCUGCCUUAGCCGUGUUCUGUAUUUUUGAUACAUAUCUGAUGAAAAUAUCUGUUUCUGAAAUGUUCCUGAUUAAAACGUGUUCUUUAUAUUCA